UGGGCUGUGCGCUGCAGGGGGGCGGGAGGCGAGGAGAGCGAAGCGGCAGAAGGCUCAUUGUGUGUCGGCUAGAAAGUGGGGGUCGUUGCGGGGGGGAGAAAGCGUGCGUGGAGGCUGAACUCUCGCUUUUGUCGCCUGUGGAGGAGGGGGCGGAUUAAGUAGCCUUCUCGCUCACACAUACACACACCAGGGACGCCCGGUUCGUUUAUCAGCAUCAUCAUACCCGUUACCGAGGAUACACAGUAAACCGGGAAGGGAUGCAGACUUAGCGCGAGACGGACAGUGGGACUUCGGUCUCAGCUGGAUUCGGUAAAUGGUGCGUGCACCGUGCGGUCGUCGGCGAUGAGAAGAAAGGAGGACAAAAGAUGAACGCUGGAGGAUAGACACGGCCCCCCGGUAGACACGCGCCAUCGGUUUACCGCAUCUCUCUGAUCUCGUUUCGCCGUGCGUGAGUCUGUCUGUCGGUCGUUCAGACUGUGUCUCACUGGGAGAAAAAAACCCGAAUAGUAUUCCCGAAUCACAGGAGGCGUUGCCUGUAUCUGACUGCCUGCAGAGAGACUAUUGUCUGUGUGUGUUUGUGUGUAUGUGUGAUUUGACGUUUAGGGGUGUGAGCGGGUGUGCUCGUGUAUGUGCGUGUGGUGACGACUGUGAGAGAUGUGUUUGUCUGAUUUGAUGGCGAGGGGUGUGUGAGUUGCUGGUGUAAGGGUGUGUGUAAUUGACAGUACAGGUGUGUGUGUGUGAGCCAUGGGGAACACAGAGAGUAUGGAGUCCCAGCUAGCGGUGAUCCGGGCCAGGGCUGCUCCUGUCAAGCUGCCCAUGCCUGAUCCUGCUGAGCUGGAAGAGAGGUUCUCCAUUGCACUGAACUCGAUGAACCUGCCUCCUGACAAGGUGCGUCUGCUGCGUUGCUACGACAACGAGAAGAAGUGGGAGCUGAUAUGUGAUCAGGAGCGGUUCCAGGUGAAGAACCCUCCUCACACCUACAUCCAGAAGCUGAGAGGAUUCCUUGACCCAGCCGUCACACGCAAGAAAUUCCGUCGGAGAGUCCAGGAGUCGACUCAGGUGCUCAGAGAGCUGGAGAUCUCACUACGGACCAAUCACAUCGGGUGGGUGAGGGAGUUUCUCAAUGAGGAGAAUCAGGGUCUGGAUGUCCUAGUAGAGUACCUCUCCUUCGCUCAAUACGCAGUCACGUUUGAUGGGGAGGUAUCUGAGGCCAGUACUGAGGAGAGAGCUGUAGAUUCCCCCUGGAGUCGUUCUAUAGAAGAUCUCCAUGGAGACAGCAACCUGCCCUCCUCCAGUGGCAACAACAUACCGCGCUCCGCACGCCACUCUAUCGGUUCAGCGUUGGUGUCCAGGUCUAACACACUGCCCAGUAGGAAGACACUGAAGAACUCCCGACUGGUGUGUAAGAAGGACGACGUGCACGUGUGUGUGAUGUGUCUCAGAGCCAUCAUGAACUACCAGUAUGGCUUUAACAUGGUAAUGUCCCAUCCUCAUGCUGUGAAUGAGAUCGCUCUGAGCCUCAACAACAGAAACCCAAGGACUAAGGCUCUGGUAUUGGAGCUGUUGGCAGCUGUGUGUUUGGUCAGAGGAGGUCAUGAGAUAAUCCUGUCUGCUUUCGACAACUUUAAAACAGUGUGCUCUGAGACCCUGAGGUUUGAGAAGCUGAUGGAGCAUUUUAAGAACGAGGAUGACAACAUUGACUUUAUGGUGGCCUGUAUGCAGUUUAUAAACAUUGUGGUACAUUCUGUUGAGGACAUGAACUUCAGAGUGCAUCUUCAGUAUGACUUUACCAAACUCAAUCUGGACGAUUACCUAGAGAGGUUGAAGCACACAGAGAGUGAUCGGCUGCAGGUCCAAAUCCAGGCUUACCUGGACAAUGUGUUUGACGUGGGGACGCUGCUGGAGGACGCAGAGACCAAGACCGCCGCACUGGAGAGGGUAGAGGAGCUGGAGGAGAAUAUGACCCACAUGACGGAGAGGCUCCUGGACACAGAGAACGAGGCCAUGGCCAAGAUAGUGGAGCUGGAGAAACAGCUGAUGCAAACCCACAAGGAGCUGGACACCAUACGGGAUGUGUACACUAGCACUAACAACCAGGUGCACACCCUGCGGAGGAUCGUGCGUGAGAAGGACCAGACCAUCCGCAGGCAGAGUCGACUGGAGCGCCAGGCUCAGGAGGGUGGAGGGGGCACCUUGGUGGUACAGGGAGGGGGCACCUUACACCCCGCGAGGGGCGAGGGGGACGGAGGGGUGGGGGAUUUUUCCUCCCCUUCUCUGACCCUCGGCAUGACCCUCUCCACCAGCCCAGAGACAGUGGGCUAUGGCUUACCAGGGGUGGGACUAGGGAUGAUGCCAGCCCCUCCCCCUCCCCCACCACCUCCACCAAUGCCAGGGAUGCCAGGGGACAUUUCAAACGGGCCCUACCCCGCCCCCCCUCCUACUCCUCCUCCUCCCCUUCCCCCUUACGUUCCAUGGAGUCCUCCGGCCCUCUGCCUCCUCCUCCUCCAUGCGCCCUCCACUCCCGGCUGUGGUGGAUCACCCACUGUCAUCUUUAACUCCGGCCUGGCAGAGGGCUCACUCAAGCUGUUCUCUGUGAAGAUUAAGAAGCCUAUUCAGACUAAGUUCCGUAUGCCAGUGUUUAACUGGGUGGCUCUGAAACCAAGUCAGAUCAAUGGAACUGUCUUCAACGACAUAGACGACGAGAGGAUCCUCCAGGAGCUGAAUGUGGAGGAGUUUGAGGAGAUGUUUAAGACCAAGGCCCAGGGGCCAGCAGUGGAUGUGACUCUGAGCAGGCACAAGGCCCCUCAGAAGGGCCCCAACAGGGUGUCUCUGCUGGAGGCUAAUAGAGCCAAGAAUCUGGCCAUCACCCUCCGCAAGGCUGGCCAGGGGCCCGAACUCAUCUGUAGGGCCAUCCAGACGUUUGACAUGCGUACUGUGCGUGUGGACUUUGUGGAGUGUCUGAUGCGUUUCCUCCCCACUGAGGGAGAGAUUAAGAUGCUACGGCAGUACGAGAGGGACAGAAAGCCAGUGGAGGCACUGAGCGAUGAGGACCGUUUCAUGUUGCAGUUCAGCCGCAUAGAGAGACUGGCCCAACGCAUGUCCAUCAUCACCUUCAUGGGCAACUUCCAGGACAACAUACAGAUGCUCACACCGCAACUCCACGCAAUCAUCGCUGCUUCUGUGUCCAUCAAGUCCUCCCAGAAACUCAAGAAGAUUCUAGAGAUUAUCCUGGCUCUGGGGAACUAUAUGAACAGCAGUAAGAGAGGAGCGGUGUACGGAUUCAAGCUGCAGAGUUUAGACCUGCUGCUGGAGACUAAGACCACCGACAGAAAGCAGACCCUGCUGCAUUACAUAGCCAACGUGGUGAGAGAGAAAUACCCUGGAGUCGCUCUGUUCUACAACGAGCUGCACUAUGUAGAGAAAGCUGCUGCAGUGUCCCUGGAGAACGUGGUGUGUGACGUGAAGGAGUGUCAGCGUGGUAUGGAGCUGUCGUGGAGGGAGUACAGUAUGCAUGGCCACAACCCACUCCUCAAAGACUUCAUCAGCAAACAUGAGACCCGCCUGCAGAAACUACAGGAGGACGCACGCAUCGCACAGGAUGCAUUUGACGAUGCGGUGAAGCACUUUGGGGAUAGCUCUAAGACCAUGCCGCCCUCUGUCUUCUUUCCUGUGUUUGUACGAUUCAUCAAAGCCUACAGGCUGGCGGAGGAGGAGAAUGAACAGAGGAGGAGGCAGGAGCAGGCGUUGAUGGAGAAGCUGGAGCAGGAGGAGCUGCAACAGGAGCAGGAGGAGCCUAAGUCCCCGUCCAACCGUCCAAAGCAGCGGCAGCAGGAGUCCCUGAUUACAGAGCUGAGGAGGCGACAGGGUGGUAAAGACAGCAGACAUGUCUACGAGGGCAAAGAUGGAGCUAUAGAGGACAUCAUUACAGUGCUGAAGACCGUCCCUUUCACUGCCAGGACGGCCAAACGCAGCUCCCGCUUCUUCUGUGAUCCCGCCCACACUGAAUAACACUACUAAACUCUCAGAGAGAGAUAGAGAGAGGGUAGAGGGAGAGAGAGGGAGAUGAAGAGGAAAAAAUAUACUCUUCGAGAGAGAUAUACAGGGUAGAGGGGAGAGAGAGGGUGAGGGAAAGCUAGGUGGGAGAGCUAAAGGGGAAUAACAAUGAGAGGAGAGAAGCAUGGGGGAAAAGAGCGGCAGUUAGAGAGAGAGAGAGAGAGAGAGAGAGAGAGAGAGAG
Molecule: messenger RNA, 4235 nt
Organism: Coregonus clupeaformis (lake whitefish)
Lineage: Eukaryota; Metazoa; Chordata; Actinopteri; Salmoniformes; Salmonidae
Product: formin-like protein 2
Biological process (GO): cortical actin cytoskeleton organization; regulation of cell shape; cell migration
Cellular component (GO): cytosol
Molecular function (GO): actin filament binding; small GTPase binding
Source: RefSeq, a predicted model, not a curated record